AGACGCCGAAAUGAACGGGUUCGCACUUUGUUUGCUGGUGAUAUUGGCAGCUGAUGCUGUUAGAUCACAGGGUCCUCCUACCCAGACAAAGAAGGGGACCCGACCUGCACGUCCCAAUGACAACACUGACAGGGGACUGCCUUCCGGAGCGGAUGUUCCAGACGGCACUCGAUUCGCUCCCCCUCCAACACAAACACGCGCCGGACCUUCUCCUGCCGGCCGCCCUGCUGCUGGACCACCACCACCACCGGCAGGAGCUGCUCCACCCGCAGCCGGCCGACUAGCUCCACCAGCCGCUGGAGGUCCAGCACCACCAACCGGCGCCGCCCCGGUUCUCUCCGGUCCUCCUCCUACCGCACGCCGACUUGCACCACCUGCUGCCCCAGCUGGAAGCCCCAAUGACAAUGCUGAUCGGGGAAUUCCUUCUGGCGCCGAUGUUCCCGAUGGCGUUCCAUCCGCUGCACCGGUCGCUCCUUCGCGCUCCGCAACUUUCUUCAACUACGUCGCACCAGCUGCCCCAGCAGCUCCUGCCAUGUCAUGCGAGGCCUAUUGCGAUAUGACGGCGUCAUACAAGCCAGUCUGCAGUAUCGAUGGCAAUCAGUAUGACAAUGACUGCCUGCGUGAAUGCACCGGAGAGCCUCGCCAGUGCGAGAACCCUUGUCCCUGCAACGCUACCCCCAGCGAGCCAAGCCAAGUCGUGUACGCGGACGACCCGAUUGUUAGCGAGUGCCCCUUCUGUUCCCAGGAAUGGGACCCAGUAUGCAUCGACAACGAGGAGACCGUCCAAAACGAAUGCAUUGCAAAAUGCCAGGGAAAGACAAUCACCUGUUCUUCGUCAUGCCCUUGCUAAGACAAUCCGGGUCUUUUGGGUCACGUGGCUCAGAUCGCAUGAUCAAGAUGGCGGACGUAGCGAGGACGUGUGCU
Dreissena polymorpha is the source of this 924-nucleotide messenger RNA. RefSeq lists its product as uncharacterized. Gene Ontology annotation, molecular function: protein binding. The coding region runs from base 11 to 850 and encodes 279 amino acids. NCBI's taxonomy places the organism in Eukaryota, Metazoa, Mollusca, Bivalvia, Myida, Dreissenidae. The record is from RefSeq and is a predicted model, not a curated record. The transcript is spliced from 4 exons.